AUGAGCGAGGCGAGCCGGGUGUGCUCGGGCUACUACAGCCUCAACCACAGCUUCGUGGAGCCCUUCGAGUGUCCCCGGAGCGGCGAGGGGGCCGCCCUCCUCUACUGCUGCGGCUUCGCCGACCUCAAGUACUGCUGCAGCGAGCCCGGCAGCUACUUCCCCUACAAGCACAGCUAUAUGUGGAGCCUCAGCAUCGGUGCCCUGGUUGGCCUGGGAACUGCUGCCCUUGUUCUACUUGCCUUUGUCAUCAGCGUCUGUGUCCUUUGCUACUUAUUUCUGUAUACAAAGCCCCGAAGAUUAGACACUGGCCUUAAACUUCAACACCUAGAGACUUCUACCACUCAAGAAGGCAACCCAAACAGGAAAGCCAAUGCCCCCAAUUCAAAUGCAGCAUCAAACUCGACAAUGGAAACAUCCUAUGAAGCUGAUGACAUGAAUCAAGAGCCACCGAUGGAGACGACACAAAUCAGCACUGUGUAUUAUUAAAAAGCCUGUGCUGUAAAAGCUCACUG
Molecule: messenger RNA, 512 nt
Organism: Lynx canadensis (Canada lynx)
Lineage: Eukaryota; Metazoa; Chordata; Mammalia; Carnivora; Felidae
Gene: SHISAL2B
Product: shisa like 2B
Exons: 3
Coding region: 1-486 (161 amino acids)
Source: RefSeq, a predicted model, not a curated record